Tripterygium wilfordii is the source of this 2725-nucleotide messenger RNA. Its product is annotated as arginine/serine-rich coiled-coil protein 2-like. The transcript is spliced from 7 exons. The coding region runs from base 911 to 2689 and encodes 592 amino acids. NCBI's taxonomy places the organism in Eukaryota, Viridiplantae, Streptophyta, Magnoliopsida, Celastrales, Celastraceae. The record is from RefSeq and is a predicted model, not a curated record.
UACUAGCAUCCCAUCUCUCGUUUUUUGUUAUUCAAAUUUUUUUUUUCGUUUUCAUUACUAAUUUUGAAUUUAUCGUAGCUUACUUAAAUUUGGGUUCCGGAACCCUAGAUUCGUUGUUGGCUCUGAUUGUGCCGAGAAAGCGUUAGAAAUAAUUCUUUAACCGUGCUUUUAGUGAAUUUUGUUAGGUCUGAGUCAAUCUGAAAUUCGACUUGAUGAUUUUUUUUUCUUAAAAACUAUUCAUCAUUGUUGCUCAUAAUUAUUCUAAACUCGAGAUUUGCUUCUUGGUCUCUGAGAUAAAGAAAGACUCAUAUGGGAAUGAUAAGAGUGCGAAAUAGAAGCGGCUUGUUUUACCUGCUGCUGAAAGUAGGAUGGGGAUUUAGAAUUAUGUAACAGUGAUUUUUUGAACGAGGAAGCAUUCGUUGUUGGUUUGCUGGUGAGAAAGAUUGAAAAUGAAUUUUGGCUCAGAUAUUGAUUCUGUAUUUGUGUACAGAGGUCAGGGAGUAAUAGUUACUUCUUUGAAACUGAAGCUCAACUGUAGUCUUAAGCUGUUAAUUUGACUUGCUUAAUACCGAUUAUAUGUGUGGACUGGGAAAACUAGCUUCGUGCCAGGUUGAGCAGCUUGAAGUGUACAGAAAGUAAUAAUUACAACUAUUUUCAAACUGAAGCUACACUGUGGUCUUAAGCUGUUAAUUUGACUUGCCUAAUGCCUAUUUUAUGUGUGCCAGUUUGGAGCAGUUUGGAGUGUAAAUGAAUUCUUAAUUUUAGAUUUUUAGCUAUGACUAACAGACUAAGGUUCUUUUUUAGUGCUAACCCUAAGGAUAAUUUUUUUUAUUGGCAGUGAAAACCCUAAGGACAAAUAAAUGUUCUGCUUUAUGUCCUGUAUGCUGUGCACAUUCAUUCAUGUGCACAAAUGCAUGUGCAUUUGUGUGUCUCUCCUAUGCGGCAUUUUACUUCUGUUGAUUUUUUUUUUUGUGUGUGUGCUUAUGUUGAAAUAUCUGUGUCAUCUGGUUCCAGGGUUAUGGAUUCAGAUAUGCAGAUGCCACCCCAGGAAAAUGCUGACAGGAAAACUGCAUUCCAUAAGCCUUUAAGUGAUGCAGCUAAUAGGAAGUAUCGUCGGCAUUCUCCAGUUGGUGGAUCAUCGUCAUCUGAUGGGAGUCCCAAGCAUGGCCGUAAAGGCAGUCCAUCAGCUUUAAGUAAAGAUCCUGCAAAAGUCUCAAUGAAUCGUCCAAGAAUCAAGGAUGAUAUGAGAGAGUUAGACAAGGAUUCUGGUCGACACCCUUAUGGCGGAGCUGCUGAUUCACAUAGACACUCUGAUCGUCAUUCCUCCAGGAGUUCCCUUGGUUACUCUAAGCAUGAUGACAAUAUCAGACAUGACAAGCAUGCCGAUGAUGGAGAAAAAUAUAACUACAGGUUAACUUCUCAUGCUGGUCGAGCAUCUAGAGGCAGUACUCGUUUUGAUCAUACAAGACAAGAUAGUGAGUAUGUCAGGUCAAGAGACUCUGGGGACAGAUAUCAUCGUGAUAGAUAUGAUAGUUCAGGGAAUAUAUACAAGGAGAAAGAUCCGUCUCAUGAAAAGCAAAAGUACAAAGGCAAGGAUUCAUCAGCUAAUAGAGCUUCAUCUGGUAGGAGACAUUGUAGCUCAAAUUCAGAGAAGGAGAGGGACCAGCAUAGGCGAGAUGGUCGAGAUGAGACAAGAGAUUACUACAGGAGAUCUGGGGACUACAAGAGUGAUCGUACACUCUCCUAUGAAGAAUCCCAGGAGCAUGGAAUUGAAAGGGAUCGCUUUAAGGAAGGUCGAAAGGAAACAGGAAGUCAAAGUCUUGUCAAGGAGGAAAGGAAGAUACAUGAUGAUCGAGAAGCUAAUAGGGACAGGGAUGGGCAUGGUAGAGCAGCAGGAGAGAAGGGUGAGAAUAUGCUUACAUUUGCAACUGAAAAUCAAGAAUCGUCUGCAAAAAAGCCAAAGCUAUUUAGCCCAGAUAAGGCGACUGAUUAUGAUAAAGAUGCUACUGAAAAGGAGUCUUCAAGCUCAAAGCAAGCACGUGAGAUGGAUGGUGAAACACAAGGAUGGGCUCUGGCAAAUGUCGCAGAGGCAGCUACUGAUCUAGAUUCUGCAAAGUCUGCUGCGAUGAGAGCUGCUGAAUUAGUUAACAGGAACCUUGUCGGGUUGGGUGUUUUGUCUACUGACCAAAAGAAGAAGCUACUCUGGGGUUCGAAAAAGAACACAAAUGUGGAAGAGCAGUCUACCCAUCCCUGGGAUGCUCCGCUGUUUGGAGAUCGUGAAAGACAGGAAAAAUUCAAUAAACUCAUGAGUCUGAGGUUGCCUUGGUACCUAUGGCCAAUUGUAGGGUGUGAAGGGCGAUGUCAAAGUGGAGCACAAGCCCGACAACCAAGAGGUUGGUGGCCUCCUCCAAGCCGAAAAGCAAAAGGAACUCCAGCUGGAUUUGGAGAAGCAAUAUACUGCUGGACUUCGAAGAAGAGAUGGCCGAACUGUCGGCUUAGGCCUUUAAGCGUCUGUACUUGUUCCUUCUGUAAUGCCAUAAAGAUAUUUCAUCACAUUUUGCUGCACUAUUCGCAAGAGCAAUGCUUCUUGCUCUUUUAUGCCUACUUAAUAUCAAAACUAGCUUUGUUACUGGAUAUAUCAGGUUUUUGCAACAAAAAAAAAAUAUGGGUCUUCUUGUGUGUUCUAUGACUGCCUUAAUCUCAUGGCCCCAUCAUGAUUAUUGUC